This is a messenger RNA of Scylla paramamosain (green mud crab), 2443 nucleotides long. RefSeq names its product peptidyl-prolyl cis-trans isomerase FKBP2-like. NCBI's taxonomy places the organism in Eukaryota, Metazoa, Arthropoda, Malacostraca, Decapoda, Portunidae. The coding region runs from base 179 to 562 and encodes 127 amino acids. Gene Ontology annotation, biological process: protein peptidyl-prolyl isomerization. Gene Ontology annotation, cellular component: endoplasmic reticulum. Gene Ontology annotation, molecular function: peptidyl-prolyl cis-trans isomerase activity. The transcript is spliced from 4 exons. The record is from RefSeq and is a predicted model, not a curated record.
UGAACGCGAUCCGUCCCUAGUCCAAUCAGAAGCCAGAAUUGUGACAGCUGAAAGCGGCUUUCCUCUCUACCAAUCGGAAGGCGCCAGAUUUGUUUACGUUCAAGAAGGCAGCGUGGUGACGGGCAGCGGACGAGAAUAUUCAACGUUUUUCAACUUUUCUCAGUUAUUACCUGUCAGCAUGCGCCUGGAGACUGUGGCGGCGGUGGUGGUGGUGGUGCUGGCGGUGAGCUGCGCGGCGGAGGAGGAGAAGAAGAAGGAGAAAGUGAAGAAGCUGCAGAUUGGGGUGAAGAAAAGAGUAGAUAAUUGGAAAGCUGGAAAAUGGCACAGAAUUCGACAGCAGUUACCCUCGAGGACAACCCCUGACCUUCACGCUGGGGUCAGGUCAGGUCAUCCGAGGCUGGGACCAGGGACUGAUUGGGAUGUGCGAGGGGGAGAAGAGGAAGCUUGUCAUCCCCUGGACCUCGGCUAUGGAGCUUCAGGGGCGCCUCCAAAGAUACCUCCCCACACCACGCUGGUCUUCGAGGUGGAACUUGUCAAGAUAGAGAGGAAAGAGGAGCUUUGAGGCUAAUCUAGGGUGCGUGCAGGUGUGUGCGGGUGUGUGCAGGUGUCUGGUGGAGUGUGUGUGUCUGUGUGUCUGUCUGUGUGUGAUUUUUCCCUUUCUGUAGAGAUUAACGGUAUCUGUGUGUGUUUGUGUGUGUCUGUGGAGUUUUAAGGGUGUCUAGAGAGUACUUAAAGGCUCCCUCACCCUUAACAAGUCUAGGGGUGUGUGUGUAUGUGUGUGUGUGUUUAUGGCUGGGAGAGGUCUUCAGUGUGUGUGUGUGUGUUUGUCUGUAAGGGUGACCAGCAUAGCCAAGAGACUGCAAGGGUGUUGGAGAAUGGUCAGGAAAAAUUUUAAGGGUGUUUCUUUGUCACCCUGUUCAGUUUAAGGGUGUUUAAUAUGGUCAGGGAAAAUUUUAAGGGUGUUUUUUGUCACCCUGUUCAGUUUAAGGGUGUUUAAUAUGGUCAGGAAAAAUUUUAAGGGUGUUGCUCGUUACCCUGUUCAGUUUAAGGGUGUUUAAUAUGGCCAGGAAAAAUUUUAAGGGUAUUUUUUGUCACCCUGUUCAGUUUAAGGGUGUUUAAUAUGGUCAGGGAAAAUUUUAAGGGUGUUUUUUGUCAUCCUGUUCAGUUUAAGGGUUUAAUAUGGUCAGGAAAAAUUUUAAGGGUGUUGCUCAUUACCCUGUUCAGUUUAAGGGUGUUUAAUAUGCCCAGGAAAAAUUUUAAGGGUGUUUUUUGUCACCCUGUUCAGUUUAAGGGUGUUUAAUAUGGCCAGAAAAAAUUUUAAGGGUGUUUUUUGUCACCCUGUUCAGUUUUAGGGUGUUUAAAAUGGUCAGAAAUGUUUAAAGGGUGUUUUUUUUUUGUCACCCUGUACAGUUUAGGGGUGUUUAAUAUGGCCAGGAAAAAUUUUAAGGGUGUUGCUCAUUACCCUGUUCAGUUUAAGGGUGUUUAAUAUGGCCAGGAAAAAUUUUAAGGGUGUUUUUGUCACCCUGUUCAGUUUAAGGGUGUUCAAAAUGGUCAGAAAUGUUUAAAGGGUGUUUUUUGGUCACCCUGUUCAGUUUAAGGAUGUUUAAUAUGGUCAGGGAAAAUUUUAAGGGUGUUUUUUGUCACCUUGUGUACUUUUUAAGUGUGUGGGGGGAGUGCUAGCUGUAAGGGUGUGUGUUGUCACCCUGGCUGAGUCUUAAGGGUGUUUGUUAAGCCACCCUGUUCGAUUAGUGUUAGUGUGUGUGUGUGUGUACGUGCAUGUCUCACCCCAAUACUUGUAAUCAUAUUCUUUAUAAAUAAAUUUUGUGUGUGUGUGUGUGUGUGUGUCAGGAACACACACACACACACACAAGAAUGAGAGAGAGAGAGAGAGAGAGAGAGAGAGAGAGAGAGAGAGAGAGAGAGAGAGAGAGAGAGAGAGAGAGAGAGAGAGAGAGAGAGAGAGAGAGAGAGAGAGAUGAUUAACAGCUGAGAGAGAGAGAGAGAGAGAGAGAGAGAGAGAGAGAGAGAGAGAGAGAGAAUAACCACAUCUACUACUACUGCUACUACCAUUUGAAACAAUAGAUAUACAAAUAGUCUUAUUAAUAGUCAAGACAUACACACACACAGGUGCGUGUACACAAAUAUUACUACAGCUCAUGGCAGUGUGUGGGUGUAGUAGGACAGACACAAUCAAGUUGACAAGUAUUGAGAUAAUUAUCAAAUAUGUAUUAUUAUUAUUAUUAUUAUUAUUAUUAUUAUUAUUAUUAUUACUUUUUUUUAUCAUUGUUAUGUCUAGGGUUUAAGUCAGUCUCUCUCUCUCUCUCUCUCUCUCUCUCUCUCUCUCUCUCUCUCUCUCUCUCUCUCUCUCUCUCUCUCUCUCUCUCUCUCUCUGUGUGCGUGUGUGUGUGUGUGUGUGUGUGUGUGUUUUUGAGUGCAAUAAAAA